This is a messenger RNA of Blastomyces gilchristii SLH14081, 2319 nucleotides long. Its product is annotated as phospholipase A2. Bases 1 to 2319 code for a protein of 772 amino acids. Gene Ontology annotation, molecular function: A2-type glycerophospholipase activity. The transcript is spliced from 2 exons. The record is from RefSeq and is a predicted model, not a curated record. Gene Ontology annotation, cellular component: cytosol. Lineage: Eukaryota; Fungi; Ascomycota; Eurotiomycetes; Onygenales; Ajellomycetaceae. Gene Ontology annotation, biological process: glycerophospholipid catabolic process.
AUGAUCAAUAGUGGCAAUAGGGAAUGUGCUGACACUCUUGCAGCCACACUGGUGAGCGAUCGCCUUGCCAAACCGCCCAAGGAGCUGCCAAUCGAACUGCCAACGUCCCAAUCUGCAUGGGAUACGUUCACCUCGAAGAUCAGUGUGGCCAAAGAUUCUUUUGUGUCUCCGAAUUGGCCGGAGUUAAUCAAGCAAUAUGUCGCGCCGGCAUGGACGGCGCUGCUUCCCGCGACUAUCCAAACACUCCAACGAGAAUUAACAAUGUCGGAAGGGUCUUUGGCCGACGAGAUCUGGUCGGAAGCUCAAGAUGCUGAAUUGAAUCCCGAGAUUACUCGGGAAGCCCGGGUUCGGAUCGGCGAGGGUCUAUGUCGCGAAGAGAGGUAUUUCCAAUGGAGGCGUAGACAAGCUAUGGUCAAAUCGCUAGCAGCUUAUCUUGGCUUAAAGGAGAAAGAUGUCCAUCCCGACGAUAUACCUACAAUUGCCAUGUGUAGUUCAGGUGGUGGCCUACGCGCCCUUGUCGCCGGUACAGGCUCUUUUCUUGCCGCGAAAGAGGCAGGGCUUUGGGAUUGCACCAUGUAUACUGCUGGUGUCAGUGGGAGCUGUUGGCUGCAGACGAUCUACAAUUCGUCAUUAGGGGGUCAAGAUUUUGGGAAGGUAGUGCAACACUUAAAAAAGCGGCUUGGAAUUCACAUUGCAUUCCCACCCGAAGUACUUAGACAACUGACAACAGUCCCAACUAAUAAAUACCUACUGAGGGGCUUGGUUGAAAAACUGAAAGCCAGCCCGGAGUCCGAAUUUGGAUUGGUAGACAUCUAUGGUCUGCUCCUGACUUCUAGGCUUUUAGUUCCGACUCGAAACCCGUUGGAUUUACAUGAUCGCGACCUUAAGCUUUCGAACCAGAGAGUUUUCAUUGACAAUGGCGCGAAUCCUCUCCCAAUAUACACUGCUGUGCGCCAUGAGAUCCCUCCCGAAGAUACAACUGUACCUGGUCUCUCUAUGAACCUCAUAUCGGAUGAGCCAAAGCCAGAGACAAAACAAGAAACAUGGUUCGAAUGGUUCGAGUUUACCCCGUACGAAUUAUUUUGCGAGGGGUUCAGUGCAGGAAUUCCCAUGUGGGCAACUGGGAGGCAAUUUUGGAAAGGCCUAGACGUCCCCACUUCUAAAGACUUCGCCGUACCGGAAUUACGGAUCUCAGUGUUUAUGGGUAUCUGGGGGAGCGCAUUCUGUGCCACUCUUGCUCAUUACUACAAAGAGGUGAGGCCAAUUUUGCGAGGACUUGCCGGAUUUGGUGGCAUCGAUGCCGUGCUGGAAGGGAAGAGUGAUGACCUGAUUCGUGUUCACCCUUUCGAUCCUGCGUCGAUACCGAACUUCGCGCUCGGGUUGAAGGAUCGACUUCCAAAAACGUGCCCAGAGUCAAUUUUUACGGACAAAGAGCUCCGUCUUAUGGAUGCUGGAAUGAGCAACAAUCUACCUAUAUACCCUCUUCUCCGCCCCGGCCGCAAUGUUGAUAUGAUAGUGGUUUUUGAUGCGUCAGCCGACAUUAAGGAAGAAAACUGGCUUUCGGUCGUGGAAGGAUACGCGCGGCAGAGAGGUGUCAAAGGGUGGCCAAUUGGGUCUGGUUGGCCAAAACCAGGAACAACAGCUAUAGAAACCGCGAAAGGCAUUGAGGACGCUUCGAGUAGCUCAGUUAAGGAAUCAGAUGAGAGCCUCUUGGUUGCCAAAGAACAGAGUCGGGAACCAAGCACCAAGAGUAAAGGGACACAUGUGGGGAGCAGAGGAACCACUCUGAGCCAAGAUACUACGGGAUCAUCACCAAACCCAGAAAUGACCGAUCUUGGUUACUGUAAUGUUUGGCUAGGGACGACCCAAGAGCAAACAUCCACAACAGAACCUCCGCCAUCCAAAAGGCUGUUCCAUUUGCCUCUGCAAGACGAUUCUGACUCCGACUUCAGUCUUAUGCAUCCUGAUGCCGGAAUUGCGGUUGUCUACUUCCCACUUUUGAAAAACCCUGCCGCUCCCGCGGUUAAACAGGCCGCACCCUCAACUGCUCCAAUAAGUAGCUCGGAAAACGCAAAUACAUCUCUAGAGCAAUCGGGAUCUGUGGAGCCGAUAGACCCUGCUAGCAACGAUUUCAUGAGUACUUGGAAUUUUGUUUACACACCAGAACAAGUCGAUGGCGUUAUUGGGCUUGCCAAAGCCAACUUCGCGGAAGGUGAAUACCAGGUGAAGCGCGUAGUGCGGGGUAUUUACGAAAGGAAGAAGAGGGCCAGGUUACAGAGGAUACGGGAAGGAGAGUUGGAGGGCGUGCGUCUCACUUGA